This is a messenger RNA of [Torrubiella] hemipterigena, 1236 nucleotides long. The record is from the annotation of a GenBank genome assembly. Lineage: Eukaryota; Fungi; Ascomycota; Sordariomycetes; Hypocreales; Clavicipitaceae.
AUGGUCGGGAAUAGUCAGCAUCUCGCAGUGCGCCAAAGAGAAACGUCAGUCUCUGAGCAACCCCAAGUUGAGACGACUAGGACAGCAAGUCGACGACUUAGUCGGGUCAGAAACAACGAUGACGACAACUCUGAUGGGAGCGAUGACCUUUAUGACCCAUGCCAGCCCAUUGAGGAGCGACGGCGAGUGCAACGAGGCUUCCGAGACCUACUACGCGGGGUAACGGAAAAUUCGGAAGACUAUCUUCAGACGGGUUCUCGUGGGCUUACUGAGACGAUAUUAAAAGCUACAGAGCUUUCUAAACAGUUUCGGCAAACCACAGAGGCCACAAUAGACUCCAGACUCCUAGUCAGCACAACUGAUUUAUCAUAUAAGAAAGCGUUGCGCCUAACGCAAGGGAGCCUCUCCCAAGGCAUUGAUGUGGACGAAUUUGUUUCCAAGUGUGCCACUUAUAUGCGGCAAGGAGCGUCCAUACAGGAGGAGCGGGAUUCUGUUAGCGGGCCCAAUCGAUUGAUACUCGAUGAGGAUGAGGAUACCACGGGCGAUGAUGGAGAUAUGAUGGAUUGGCCGCAUCUAGGGACAAUGGCAUGUCUGCCGAGCAUUCGGAGACCUGCGCUCGCAGGGUUCUUAAUCGGUCCGCUUUCUCUGGAGCGACGUAUACGCAAAAUUUCGAAACGAACUGCACCUUUUCACCCAAACAACCUGGUUGAGACGAGGCCUGAAGUCCUGAACAUUGAUGAUUUGGCAAAGCGGGAGAACGACCUCACAGCAAUUUGCAGAAAGAUCCUGGAGCAGUUGGUUAAAACACAGAUUGAUAUGCAAGAAGCAGUCGCCAAAGCUUUGACACCUGAAAUGGACGACGAUGAAAAGCAAGACAUAAUGCAUGCACAUGGUCUGAGAAGCACGGGUGGCAUAGAUCUGAUGCGUUUUGUUGUUAAUCCAAAAUCGUUUGGCCAAACGAUUGAAAACUUAUUCUAUAUAAGUUUUCUCAUUCGGGAUGGUAGAGUUGAGGUUGAUUUUGAUGAUUAUGGCUUGCCUGCCAUUGCCCCAGUAAUGAGUGAUUCUGAAGAAGAACCUGGAAUACGACAAGGCGCAUCUAAACACCAGGCAAUCUUAUCCAUGGACAUGGAGACAUGGAGGGAAAUAAUAACAGUGUUGGGCCUAACAGAGCCCAUGAUAGAACACAGAGCGGAACGGAGCACUGAGAAACCAGGAGCACGAAGUUGGUACAGUUAA